Plenodomus lingam JN3 is the source of this 384-nucleotide messenger RNA. RefSeq lists its product as uncharacterized. The record is from RefSeq and is a predicted model, not a curated record. NCBI's taxonomy places the organism in Eukaryota, Fungi, Ascomycota, Dothideomycetes, Pleosporales, Leptosphaeriaceae.
AUGAAUUUUGGCAUGCCUACACAUCGUUCGCGAGGCAUUGCAUAUUCCACCAACGGCGGCACGUUCAACAAAACCGACGUGGACAACAAGUUUUCCCUCUUCGUCAUCCAUGGUGUCAAGGGUACGAAUGGUUUAACCAGACUGCAGGCAUUAGCAAGCGGCAAUAAAAGAAGCAUCAUAGCCGAUGGGUAUAUAUACUUCCGUGUCCCAUGCCUUGACAACCUGGCGCGGCCCAAGUGGUGCAACCGCAUCAUUGUUGGUGAUGAUGAGACCUCUGCCAUCGACUCCAUGGUGUGCGAGGGCGACUCCAUCGCCUUUGUUACUCAGAGUGAGGGUAUCAAGACAAUAUGUGUGGGUGUGGGUGAAGAGACGAAAAUUGUUUAG